Molecule: messenger RNA, 321 nt
Organism: Rangifer tarandus platyrhynchus (Svalbard reindeer)
Lineage: Eukaryota; Metazoa; Chordata; Mammalia; Artiodactyla; Cervidae
Source: the annotation of a GenBank genome assembly
AUGGCAUCAACAUCUCUAGGCAGAGAGCAUACACAGGUCUGGUUGGUUGAUCAGUUAAGAUCUUUCUCUUCACACUCUCCUUCCUAUCUUCCUGACACUGGACAUACAUACUUUUUUUUUUUUUUUUUUUUGGUUCAUCUAACAGUACAAAUCAGAAAGUUAGGGAAGGUAUCUCUCCACAUCCUUGGAUUCUCCCUACCUUCCCAUGCCUCCCCCAGACCUGUGUCACCUCCCCACUCACCACAUCACAUAUGUUCUUCCACCGUCUAUGCGGCUGUGCCUCUGGAGGAUGCUGAUAACAUGGGGCUGCUAGAAAGUUGA